AGGCUGUGGACCAGUUGAGUGAGCGACGCGGGUGGCAACCAUGGUGACCUACGUCGAGCUCUACACCGGCGCCAAGAUGCCCCUCGUGGGCCUGGGCACCUGGAAGUCAUCUCCAGGUCAAGUGACCGAAGCUGUGAAGACAGCAAUUGACCUUGGCUACCGCCAUAUCGAUUGUGCCUACGUGUACCAGAACGAGAAGGAGGUGGGGGUUGCACUCCAGGAGAAGCUCAAGCAGAAGGUGGUGAAGCGCCAGGAGCUCUUCAUCGUCAGCAAGCUGUGGUGCACCUUCCAUAACAAGAACAUGGUGAAGGGAGCCUGCCAGAAGACACUCAGUGAUCUGAAGCUGGACUACCUGGACCUCUAUCUCAUUCACUGGCCCACCGGCUUCAAGCAUGGGGAUGACUAUUUCCCACUGGAUGCAUCAGGCAACGUGAUUCCCAGCGACACAGAUUUUGUGGACACCUGGACGGCUAUGGAGCAGCUGGUGGAUGAGGGGCUAGUGAAAGCAAUUGGUAUCUCCAACUUCAACCAUCUCCAGAUUGAGAGGCUCUUAAACAAACCUGGCUUGAAACAUAAGCCAGCAGUUAACCAGAUCGAGUGCCACCCAUACCUGACUCAGGAGAAGUUGGUCCAGUACUGCCAGUCCAAAGGCAUUGUGGUGACUGCCUACAGUCCACUGGGCUCUCCUGACAGACCCUGGGCCAAGCCUGAGGACCCUUCCCUUCUGGAGGACCCCAACAUCAAGGCCAUCGCUGCCAAGUACAACAAAACUACAGCCCAGGUGCUGAUCCGGUUCCCCAUACAGAGGAAUAUGGUGGUGAUCCCCAAGUCUGUGACCCCCGCACGCAUCGCUGAGAACUUCAAGGUCUUUGACUUUGAGCUGAGCAAAGAGGACAUGGCUACUUUAAUGAGCUACAACAGGAACUGGAGGGUCUGUGCCUUGGUGAGCUGUGCUGGUCACAAGGAUUACCCCUUCCAUGCCCAGUUCUGAAGCCCUAGAUGCCGGCUCUUCCCAGGUGACUUCAGCCUAUGCUUCCGGCCUCCUUCCUGUGUGUCCUUGCCAAUGCAGUAUGGCCUGCACCCCUUGGACA
Messenger RNA from Dipodomys spectabilis (banner-tailed kangaroo rat), 1091 nucleotides. RefSeq names its product aldo-keto reductase family 1 member B1. The transcript has 10 exons. Lineage: Eukaryota; Metazoa; Chordata; Mammalia; Rodentia; Heteromyidae. The record is from RefSeq and is a predicted model, not a curated record. Gene Ontology annotation, cellular component: cytosol. Gene Ontology annotation, molecular function: aldose reductase (NADPH) activity. The coding region runs from base 41 to 991 and encodes 316 amino acids.